GGUUCGAAUAUCUACUGCUGAAGGUAGAAGAAUGUACAUUAAGACCUUUAUUGACAUAUGUCCGAGUAAAGAGUCAAUGAAGGUCAAGCUUGUUAUAGAGAAGAGUUGCAUCCUAAAAGAAAAAGGUCUAUGCCGACCUUUGGAGCUAGCCUCGAUUUAUCACCCAUGUUUAUUGAUAAAUCUACUCUGUAUCUACUUCAUGUUGCUCAGCUGAGGGAAAGUUGCUUACAAUGUACUCUUCUCUAAUCGCAAAUAAGUCGUUCUAAGUCGUCGAACAACAUUGCCUUGGGUCAAUGCAUAUAUUGUCGUUCCAUACAAUCUGACAGAAGAGAUCUCUUGACACUCGGCCAUUAUUUGGCCAG
Messenger RNA from Mollisia scopiformis, 362 nucleotides. RefSeq lists its product as uncharacterized. Lineage: Eukaryota; Fungi; Ascomycota; Leotiomycetes; Helotiales; Mollisiaceae. The record is from RefSeq and is a predicted model, not a curated record. The transcript has a single exon. Bases 32 to 214 code for a protein of 60 amino acids.